Molecule: messenger RNA, 1899 nt
Organism: Exophiala bonariae
Lineage: Eukaryota; Fungi; Ascomycota; Eurotiomycetes; Chaetothyriales; Herpotrichiellaceae
Exons: 7
Coding region: 1-1899 (632 amino acids)
Biological process (GO): nucleotide catabolic process
Molecular function (GO): hydrolase activity
Source: RefSeq, a predicted model, not a curated record
AUGGAGGAGGCGGUCACUUACGCUGGUGGUGAUACCUCAUCUCCACCAGACCUCCGAAUUCUACAUUUCAAUGAUGUCUACCAUCUGGAUUCCUCCUCAGCUGAGCCUGUAGGCGGGAUUGCCCGCUUUCAAACAGUCAUCAACCACUACCGCAGUGGUGAGAAAUUCAAAGAACAGCCAGAGCUAGUGACUCUGUUCUCUGGCGAUGCAUUCAAUCCCAGCCUGGAGAGCAGUGUCACCAAGGGAAGUCAUAUGGUGCCCAUUCUGAACAACAUUGGAACAGAUGUUGCCUGUGUAGGAAAUCAUGAUCUCGAUUUCGGUGUUCGGCAAUUUCGGAGCUUGACAUCACAGUGUACCUUCCCUUGGCUCCUUGCAAAUGUCCUAGAUCCGGCCCUUGGAGACAGUGUUCCUCUUGGUAACGCACAAAAGACCCUAAUGCUUACCUCAUCAAACGGCAUCAAAAUUGGAGUAAUUGGACUUGUUGAGCGCGAAUGGCUGGCCACAAUCAACACGUUGCCGCCCGACUUGAUCUACAAAUCUGCAUCUGCUACGGCGCAAGAAUUGGUACCUGGACUGCGAGAACAAGGAGCGGAGAUCAUCAUCGCAGUCACACAUCAACGAGAACCUAACGACAACAAGCUUGCAGAGAAGACUCCGGAAGGCCUGAUAGAUAUCAUUCUUGGUGGGCAUGAUCACUUCUACAACCACUCGCUGAUCAGUGGUACCCAUGUCUUACGUUCUGGGAGUGAUUUCAAGCAGCUCAGCUACAUCGAAGCCCGACGAAAGACGAAUGGUAUAGGCUGGGAUUUCAACAUAGUGAGGCAAGACAUCACUUCUGCCAUAGCCGAGGAUGAAGACACGCUUGCUCUCACUGAGAGACUGACCGCAAAAUUGAAGGCGAAACUGGGGAGACCACUUGGGUAUACGGCUGCACCUCUUGAUGCCCGAUUUACGACCGUACGGCUUAAGGAGUCCAACUACGGCAACUUUAUUUGCGAUCUUAUGCGAUCACAUUACUCUGGAGAUUGCUGCAUCAUGGCGUCGGGUACAAUCCGUGGAGAUCAGAUAUAUCCACCGGGAGUCUUGCGUCUGAAGGACAUCAUGGAUUGCUUCCCUUUCGAGGAUCCUUGCAUAGUGAUCCGAAUAACUGGAGCCGCAAUCAGUGCCGCUCUGGAGAACUCCGUUUCCACUUAUCCUGCAUUAGAAGGCCGCUUCCCACAAGUGUCAAACAUCAAGUUCGAGUUUGACCCUUUGAAGCCGAGUGGUAAUCGAGUUAGCUGGAUCAAGAUUGGCGGCGAGCCUGUUGAUCUCGAGCGAAAGUAUGUGGUCGUGACACGUGGCUACAUGGGUCGAGGCAAAGAUGGAUUCGACUCCCUCCUUGUCGAAUCUGAAGGCGGAGUGGCCGAGGAGAUUGUUUCGGAGGAGAAUGGCAUAUUGAUCAGCAUGAUGCUGCGGCAAUAUUUCAUGUCAUUGAAGAUCCUAGGUAAGUGGAAACACUGGGGCAAAAGUUUGAACAGGCAUUGGGAAGGUGUGAAGGAAGACCUCCAUGCGACGCACCCCGUGGUUGAACCCACCACGGAGGCAGGAUCUGGAGAUAGCUUGCGUGGAAGAGGGUCGAUGGCCGCCACUGGGACAAUCACUCCACUCGAUGACUCGGAGGAUGAAGGUGAACAUGGACGUGUCCAUAUCCCACAGAAGUGGAGCGAGCAUGAACUGCAGAUCAUUCGAAGAGUUAUGCGCAAGUGGUGGCGACUCGCAGGCCUCAAAGGCGCACCGAAGUGCUGUGAUAGUAUUUCUGAGGGUGAGUUCAUGGUGGACUGGACGAGGGCCAUUGCGCCCAGAUUAGAAGGACGCAUCAAGAUCACGGGGAAGAAAGCUUCGAUCAGUGCAGGCCAGUGA